Messenger RNA from Musca domestica (house fly), 976 nucleotides. RefSeq names its product glutathione S-transferase 1. The coding region runs from base 130 to 822 and encodes 230 amino acids. NCBI's taxonomy places the organism in Eukaryota, Metazoa, Arthropoda, Insecta, Diptera, Muscidae. Gene Ontology annotation, molecular function: glutathione transferase activity. Gene Ontology annotation, biological process: glutathione metabolic process. The record is from RefSeq and is a predicted model, not a curated record. The transcript is spliced from 5 exons.
AUUUUGUUGGCGCUUCAGUUGCAUUUGGACAGCCAGAGUUUUCAGAACAUUUGUCGGUUCGGUUGAACGUUCCAUUCUUUUAACAACAACUCCAAGAUUCGUCAUAAUUAUAACAAAAUUCAAACAGCCAUGAGUAACAAACCAACUUUGUACUACGCAUUGUUUAGUCCACCGUCACGAGCCUGCAUGAUAACAGCCAAACUGAUUGGCCUGGAUUUGGAUUUGAAGUUGGUUGAUUUCUCAAAAAAACAACAAUUGAGCGAGGAAUUUUUAAAGUUAAAUCCUCAACAUCAGAUACCGGUUUUUGUGGAUUCGGAUGGUGAGGUCUAUAUUGACAGUCACGCCAUUAUGUGUUUUAUGGUUGGCAAAUAUGCCAAGAAUGAUAAACUCUAUCCCAAAGACCUGAAGACACGGGCCCAUGUUGAUCAUCUGCUUCAUUUUGAGAAUGGCAUUCUAUUCCAAGUAGUUAUAGAUAUUGCGGCCCGCAACUUUUAUGGUGGCGAAGGCGAAUUCAAUCCAAAGACCCUUAAACUUUGUGAAAAUGCCUAUAGUUUCUUGGAAGCCUUUCUCCAAAAGGGAAAAUAUGUGGUUGGUAAUGAAAUGACAGUAGCCGAUGUUUCGAUUAAUACCACACUGGUGACCUUGAAUUUGUUGCUGCCGGUCAGCGCUGAAAAAUAUCCUUUGACUGUGGCCUGGAUGGAGCGUAUGAAAACGUUGCCCGUUUAUGACGAAGUAAACAUAAAGGGUGCUGAGAUUUUGAGUACACGCGUCAAGGGAGCCAUGAGCGCCGCCCGUGAAACUGCCGCUGCUGCUGGAAAAUGAAAAGAGGAAGACAAUUUGAGACCAUCUUCUUGAUGUAUAUGUGUGUUUCAUGUAGGUUUAAUUUAAAAUGAAAACUAAAUGUACUUACAUUUGUUGAAAUUACUUAUAACGAUGUUCCUAGAAUAAAAAUAUUAAAAUAAAUAAAAGACAGUAA